Lachnellula hyalina is the source of this 7167-nucleotide messenger RNA. RefSeq names its product Fumagillin dodecapentaenoate synthase. Lineage: Eukaryota; Fungi; Ascomycota; Leotiomycetes; Helotiales; Lachnaceae. The record is from RefSeq and is a predicted model, not a curated record. The transcript is spliced from 12 exons. Gene Ontology annotation, biological process: fatty acid biosynthetic process; secondary metabolite biosynthetic process. The coding region runs from base 1 to 7167 and encodes 2388 amino acids. Gene Ontology annotation, molecular function: fatty acid synthase activity; phosphopantetheine binding; oxidoreductase activity.
AUGACAGUAGUGAAAGAUCACUCACAGCCAGUCAGCAAUGGCCCCUCACCAGACAGCCAAAGCCACACCCAAGCCCCUCUUGCCGUCAUUGGAAUGUCAUGUCGACUUCCAGGCAAGAGCAACUCUCCCUCCAGUCUCUGGGAAUUCCUCGAGCGUGGCGGAAUAGCCAGCAACACCACACCUCCCUCGCGCUUCAAUCUCGAUACCCAUUACGUGGGCUCACCUAAACCCAACACAAUGCGUUCUCCCGGGGGGAUGUAUCUUGAAAACAUCGAUCCACAGGAAUUCGAUGCGCCGUUCUUUAACAUCUCGAGAGAGGAUGCAAUUGCAAUGGAUCCGCAGCAGAGGCAACUACUGGAAGUUGUAUAUGAGGGACUGGAAAAUGCAGGGAUUACACUGGAGUCAUUGGACGGAGCUGCUGUUGCUUGCUUUGUUGCCUCCUUUACUUGUGAUUUUGGGGAUAUGCUUGGUCGGGAUCCCGAGGAUCGACCACCGGGGACCCUGGUGGGUCUUGGUCGUGCUAUCUUAAGCAACAGGAUUAGUCAUUUCCUUAACAUCAAGGGCCCAAGUGUUACACUAGAUACCGCAUGCUCAGGAACCCUUCAAGGAAUUGACAUUGCUAGUCGCUAUCUUCAGACUCGGGAAGUUACUACCGCAAUCGUUGCCGGAGCGAAUCUUUUUCUCAGCCCUGAACAUAAUAUGGAUAUCGGAAAUAUGAAGACGGCGCACUCUCUUACAGGAAAGUGCCACACGUUCGAUAAAAAAGCAGAUGGCUAUGCCAAAGCCGAAGCAGUCAACGCUGUAAUCAUAAAACGCCUCGACGAUGCCAUCCGUGAUGGUGACCCAAUACGAGCAGUGAUUCGUGGAACCGCGACAACUAGUGACGGAAGGACUCCUGGGAUUGCGAGUCCUAGCUCCGAGGCUCAGGCAAGGGCAAUCCAGUCGGCAUACGCAAAUGCAGGUAUUUCGGAUUACAGCAUAACCAGCUAUCUUGAGUGUCAUGGGACAGGUACUCAAGCAGGUGAUCCUAUUGAGCUUAAUGGAGCAGCAUCCGUAUUCGCAGCCACAAGACCUAAAGACGACCCACUGAGAAUUGGAUCGAUCAAGAGUAACAUUGGGCAUUCAGAACCUUCUGCUGGGAUUUCAGGACUGCUGAAGACGAUCCUUGCUCUUGAGAAAGGAAUAAUACCAGGAAACCCCACCUUCGAUCAUCCAAACCCCAAAAUUGACUUCGAAACUCUGCGAGUACGUCCCUCAAAGGCAACUGUCCCAUGGCCCGACGUUCCAUAUCGGCGAGCAAGUGUAAACAGCUUCGGUUUCGGAGGCUCCAACGCACAUAUAGUCGUGGAUGAAACUGCGAGUUAUCUAGGUCGGGAACCUGAUGCGCAUUGCUCUUCCUAUCUUUCCGGAGAAGACAAUCUCUUUGCAGAAGACGACACUGUAUCUCGGCCUGUGACUCUUGUCUUUUCCGCCAAUGAUGACAAGUCUUUGAAAUCUUACGUGAAAGCUCUGAGUGAUCACCUCAUCAAUCCGAAUGUUCAGAUCAAGCUACCCGAUCUGGCAUACACGCUAUCGCACCGGCGAACGCGCCACUUUCACAGAGCAUAUCUAGUUACACAAGACCCUACCAAUAUCGAUCAAGGCAAGCUUGUUCUUGGGAAGAAAGGGCUUGGUGUCCCUAAGAUUGGCUUUGUUUUCACUGGCCAAGGAGCACAAUGGCCGAGGAUGGGUAAAUCCUUGCUUGAUACGUUCCCGUCCACCAGGAUUUUACUCAAGAAGUUGGAUGAUGUGCUUCAAAGUCUACCUGAACCCCCUUCCUGGUCGCUUUUAGGUGAGCUUACCGAACCGCGGAAACCACAGCACCUUCGACAACCGGAGUUCUCACAGCCCAUCGUCACCGCUCUACAACUCGUCAUACUCGAGAUCCUUGAUAACUGGGGUAUUAAACCCGAAGCUGUUGUUGGACACUCGUCCGGUGAGAUUGCGGCUGCGUGUGCUGCAGGUUACUUGACGCAAGAACAAGCUAUCAAGAUUGCGUUUUACCGGGGACGUGCUGUGGUGCUUGACGGAUCCAAAGCGUCGUUAGGUAUGCUUGCGGUGGGGUUAGGUCCUGAAAAAGUGCAAGAGUACAUCGGAGACCUCUACUUGUUGGUGCAAAUCGGAUGCUUCAACAGCCCCAACAGCGUGACACUUUCCGGCGAUUCUGCUGCGCUAGAGACAGUAAGAGAACGGAUCGACAAAGACAAGCACUUUGCACGACUCCUCCAGGUCGACGUAGCCUAUCAUUCCAAGUUCAUGGAAAACAUAGCAGCAUGCUACAAGGAGCUACUCCUUCAGAAUUGCGACAUUGCGGCUGAUGCUCAUGCGAUUGAUACGGUUACAAUGUAUUCUUCUGUCAUAGGGCGCCAGCUGGAUUACGCCUGUGAUGCUGCGUAUUGGAUGACUAACAUGGAAUCCCCGGUCCGCUUCGACCAGGCAGUUCAAGCAAUGCUGUCCGCUCCUGCAGGAGCGCCUGAUUUCUUGAUUGAAAUUGGGCCGAGCGGUGCACUCGCCGGUCCGAUCUCACAGAUUACUGCGCUUAAAGGUUCUUCAGUUCAAUACUGCGCAGCCUUGACAAGAGGUAAAGACUCAAUAGAAGCUCUUUUUGCUGUGGCAGGACGGCUCUUCAUUUCUGGAGGAAAUGUGGACUUGGCCAAGGUUAAUGCGGAUGAAAGAGACCUUUCUGGCAGACAACCACGUCUUAUCGUCGACCUUCCGAAUUAUGUUUGGAACCACUCUACCAAGUACUGGCACGAGAGUGAGGCUAGCAAAGAUUGGCGUUUCCGAAAGUUCCCUCACCACGAUCUUCUUGGAGGCAAAGUGCUCGGGACUUCUUGGGAACUCCCAUCCUUCAACAAGACUUUGCGGAUGAAAGAUCAACCAUGGUUGCGAGACCAUGGGAUGGGUCCUGAUAUCAUUUUCCCGGCCGCUGGUUUCAUCUCAAUGGCCAUAGAAGCCAUGUAUCAGAGCCACAAUGCCCUGAAACCAGACACUGAUGUAUCUUCAGUGGACCAGCUAAGUUACCGGCUGCGGAAUGUGAGGUUCGACAAAGCCUUAGUCCUAGAAGAAGAGAAUGAUGCAAAAGUUACACUUCAUCUUUCUCCUCAUCCCGGGCCAAAAGAGACAUGGUAUGAUUUCAGGGUCGUAUCGUUGAAUGAAGGCUCAUGGACCGAGCAUUCUUCCGGAUUGAUUCGUCUAGAAAAGCUCUCAAAUGAAGUCGUAUCUAAAGAUGAACUUGCACCGUUGAAGUAUGCUAAGCCCGGCUCGGAAUGGUACAAAGCAUUCAAUACCAUUGGUUACGGAUAUGGACCCGAAUUUCAGAAGCUACUUUCUGUUGAGGCAGUUGUAGGUAGUCUGACGACUCGUAACCACAUUUCUUUGACAGAGCCGGCAUCAAUUUUGACCCAAUCUCGAUACCCUAUGCAUCCAUGCACGCUGGAUGCAUGCAUUCAAGCUUUUAUUCCUUCGGUGUGGCGCGGAGAUAGAUGCGCGCCUGAUACCGUUCUGCUACCAGCCAUUAUUGAUGACCUGGUUAUCACCAACACAGCAAAAACAUCUGAUAUCGGUAUUGCAAUCGCGACUUCGAAGUAUUCGGGAAGAGGCCGAAAAGACGACAAGAGAAAUUGGUAUACCGAUAUUUCAAUGUACGACCCAGAAACAGGCAACAUGAUGCUCAAAAUCGAUGCUCUUCGAUACCACAAGCUUCCUACUGGCACAGACGUUGGCGCGGAGCACACUAUUACCAGGUCCAUGUGGAACCCCGACAUUGAUUUCCUGUCCGCAGAACAGCUUGCGAAUCUUGCAGUAGACAAAUCGGGAUCCACUGUGCAACGUAUUAUCGAUCUGAUAGCGCACAAGAAGCCAGCAUUAAAGGUUUUGGAAGUUGACUUGGGAUCGACCGAUACUUCCAGCAUUUGGUUUGCGGAAGUCAAUGAAGAGUCAAGGCCCACAAGGGCAUUAUACAGUACUUUCAACUUCUUGACAGCGGAUGCAAACAGCUUCGUCGCCGUGCAUGAGGAUUUGAGCCGACAUCGGGAUUCUACAACCACUUUAGUCGACGUGACCGCAGUAGGUUUUACAUUCGAGGAAUCGGAGUUCGACUUAGUCAUUCUCAAGGGCGACAAGUUGAAUCAAAGACUCCUGAAGUCUGUUCUCCAAAAUGUGCGUGGCAUACUAUCAGAUGGAGGCUACGCCAUCUUGGCCGAAAACUCUUCCAUUAUUACCGACUCCGGAUCUGGGUCGGAAGAAGAUGUUGUUGUAGUAAACAGCGAAAACAUUUUGAAUGCCGACCAAAUCGCAGCCAUUGCCACUGGGAACGACUUCUACCGCACCGCCACUGUUUCUUGCGAGUCCUGUACAUCUGUAAAUAUUUUUGUUGCCAAGCCAAAGAUAACAGUGCUCCCAAAGACUCGAGAACUCGUUAUUGCCAAUAUGACCGAUCGAAAGCCCACAACAGAGAUGACGACCGCACUGGAGGUUGCUGGAUGGACUAUUCUGGAGUCCUAUCAACCACUGGAGGAUAUCAAGCCAAAGAGUACAGUCCUCAUUCAAGACGAGCUUUUCAACCCGGUUCUGAAGUCUGUGUCGAGCGCUCAAUGGGACUCUGUCAAGUACCUUGUGUCCCAGGGCUGUAAAAUCCUCUGGCUUACCCAAGGUUCCCAGAUGAACGUUACAACGCCAGAUAAUGCCCUAAUCCAUGGCAUGUUCCGGACAGUUCGACAAGAAGAUACAAGCCUGCGUCUCAUGACUCUAGAUGUGCAUAAAAGUACCGGCCCGGCUACGAUACCAGCUGUAGUGAAGGUCUUGGAGAUCAUCGCUGGAACUCUGCCCAAGACUUUCGUGGACAAUGAAUUUGUCGAACGCAACGGUGUUGUAUUCGUGAAUAGGAUAGUUCCUGACAAGCUGGUCAAUCAAUUCAAGGACGAUGAAGGUGGCCGCGGGGCACAGCCGGUUGUCAAAUCUCUCCAUGAUGUACAAGGAAUUGCAAAUUUGAGGGCUGAACGCCUCGGUAGUCUCGACGCUCUUCAAUACACAGAAGCCCCACUCACGUCAGUGGAAGAUGAGCACGUAGAGAUCGAAAUGAUUGCUGCUGGACUGAAUUCCAAAGACAUUACCACAACGCAAGGAAACACUCCCGGGAACGAGCAUCUGUUGGGCAUGGAAGGAGCAGGAACCGUCACAAGGGUGGGUAAGGCCGUCAAGACUUUCAAAGUUGGUGACCGUGUCGCCGUGGUAGCACAAGCAACCUUUGCCAAUCGAGUGCAAUGCCCGGUUCAAUACGUUCACCACAUCCCAAAUUCGUUGUCAUUCGAAGAGGCCGCGACUGUACCAAUCGCCUACCUUACCUCAAUGUACUGCCUUCUCAACGUUGGAAAUCUCCAGAAAGGCCAGUCUAUCCUCAUCCAUGCCGCUGCAGGUGGUGUUGGCAUCGCAUGCAUCUACCUUGCAAAGUAUAUAGGUGCUGAGAUUUAUGUCACCGUGGGAAGUGACGAGAAGCGCAGCUUUUUGAAGGAGACAUUUGGCCUUCACGACGAUCGAAUAUUCUCUUCCAGAACAACAGAUUUUGCUCGGAAAAUCAAAGCAAGCAUGCAAAAUAAGGGAAUCGACCUCAUUAUCAAUUCUCUCACUGGAGAAUUGUUGGAUGAAUCAUGGCGUAUAUGCGCAGACAGUGGAACCAUGGUGGAGAUAGGCAACAAGGACAUUCUCGACCGUCAAUAUCUAUCGAUGGAGCCCUUUGACCGAAACUGUUCGUACAGGUCGGUAGCGAUUCAAAAACUCUCUCCAUCCACUGUGACUAGCUUGUUGAGUCGAUGCUUUGACUUGCUCUCGGGAGGCCACAUCAAGCCAAUCAACCCAGUCACACGUUUUGGGUUUGAUCGUAUCCCGGAAGCGUUUGCCCACAUGCGCGAUGGUCGUCAUAUUGGAAAGGUAGUAAUCACCGAUGGCGAGAAGGGAAUGACCACAACGGUACCUAUCCGUCCGGCGAUGCAUGAGAUUUCGCUUCAGUCAAAUGUCUCCUACUUGAUCGUCGGUGGACUUAAGGGCAUCUGCGGAAGUCUGGCUGUCUAUAUGGCUGCGCAUGGCGCGAAGUAUAUAAUUGCCAUGACUCGGAGUGGUAUUUCCGACGAAAGGUCGCAAGCAAUAGUCAGAGAUUGUAAUGCGCUUGGGUGCGAGGUUCAAGAGGCAAAAGCCGACGUAACCAACACGGAGGAUGUUGAGAGCGCUUUCAAAGCAGCAACGCAUCCCGUGGGAGGAAUUAUACAAGGAGCAGUGAUACUCAGAGACAAACCAUUCGAGUCGAUGACAUUGGAGGAUUAUAACACUGCGGCCUCAGCAAAAGUGCAAGGAACCUGGAAUCUCCACAGAUCCAGUCUCGCACACAAAUCUCACAUGUCAUUCUUCACCCUUCUCUCUAGCAUGUCUGGAAUCGUCGGACAAAAGGCGCAAGCCAACUAUUCUGCAGCCAACGUAUUCAUGGAUUCUUUUGCGAGCUACCGCCACUCUGAGGGUCUUCCAGCCCACGCGCUUGACCUGGGCAUCAUUGAAGAAGUCGGCUUUGCAGCCAGGGAAGGGGGGAUACAAGAGCGGAUGGACAACAGGAUCUGGCUAGGUGUCAAUGAGAGUAUGGUCCGCCGCAUGUUCAAAUAUUCAGUCCUCCAGCAAACACAGCCAAUCAACCCUGAAAGCGCAACGCAGCUCAUCAUAGGUAUCGCAUUGCCACAGCAAAAAGGCUCGGAUCUCGAGAGCGAUGCCAGGUUCAGCGCCUUGUUCUCGAAUCACAAUUCUGGUGAUCAGCAUGCAGGUUCUAAAGCCGGAGACGAGGAUGCCAAAGCCGUUCAGACAUUCCUGCUGCUACAUCGGAAUCAAGCAGACAAAUCGUCCCUUGUGGCAGCGGGAUUAGAAGUGCUAAGCAUGCAGUUUACGAAGACGUUGCGACUGACCGAGGCCAUGGAGCCGGCGAAGAGUUUGAGCGCCUACGGGGUGGAUAGUCUGAGCGCGGUCGAGGUGAGAAAUUGGGUGCGCGUUCAAUUGGGUGUAGAAUUGACGACACUGGAUAUCACAAACGCGAGUAGUUUGUUUGGGUUGUGUGAGAAGAUGAUCGCAAAGAUGCCUGCAGUCGGAGAAUAA